ACACACGACCACAACACUUCACACAAAAACAACUCUUCUCCUCUCGCUGUUUUUCAACAUUUCUAUUUCUCAUUAGCCUCCAUUAGCUAGAAUCCAAAUAAACGUGACAAGUAGUGAGGCAUUAUUUGGAUUUUAGGUUCAAUUUGUGGGUUUUCUAAAUAUGGAUUGACGAUUGUAGUUUAUUCAGCAAUCAGCAUUUAUAAAAACAUAAUAAACUAAAGCACACAGGCUAGGCCUAAAUGAUGGUUUCACAGUAAGUUCUAGUCCGGCAAAAUGCUUCUAGUUAGACCAUAUUUUCUGUGAAAAUUAACAUUUCAAGUGAUUAUAGCAGUACGGUAUCGUUGUUUGAAAAAACUACAGUAGAUAAAAAUGGGAGUUCCAGCAUUUUUUAGGUGGUUGUCACGAAAAUACCCUUCUGUGAUUGUUAACUGCUUGGAGGAAAAGCCAAAAGAUAUCAAUGGACAGCAAGUGCCGGUUAAUUCAGCAGAACCCAAUCCAAAUGGAAUUGAAUUUGAUAAUCUUUAUCUGGACAUGAAUGGCAUCAUCCAUCCCUGCACUCACCCUGAGGACAAACCAGCGCCCAAAAAUGAGGAUGAAAUGAUGAUCGCCAUAUUCGAAUGUAUUGACCGACUUUUUCGUAUUGUUCGACCUCGCAAAGUUCUCUACAUGGCAAUUGAUGGCGUGGCUCCAAGAGCUAAGAUGAACCAACAGAGAUCAAGAAGAUUUCGUGCAGCUAAGGAAGCAACAGAGAAAGUGUUUGAGGUUGCCCGAAUUCGGAAAGAGAUGGCUGAAAAAGGUUACGUACUUCCUCCACAAAAAGAAAAGGAGAGCCAUUUUGACAGCAACUGUAUCACUCCGGGAACACCAUUCAUGGCGAGGCUGUCCGAUUGUUUGCACUAUUACAUCCAUCAGCGGAUUAAUCUUGACCCAGGAUGGCAGAAAAUAAAAGUGAUCCUUUCAGAUGCCAAUGUUCCUGGAGAAGGAGAGCACAAAAUUAUGGACUACAUAAGAAGACAGAGAGCCCAGCCAAACCAUGAUCCAAACACUCAGCACUGUCUCUGUGGAGCAGACGCUGAUCUUAUCAUGUUGGGACUGGCCACUCAUGAGCCAAACUUCACCAUCAUCAGAGAAGAGUUCAAGCCAAACAAGCCCAGACCAUGCGAUAUUUGCGGAAAUCUUGGACAUGAGAUGAAAGAUUGCCUGGGCGUUGAAAAGGAAGGCUCGGCUGAUGUGCCGGCCACGAUCCCGUUGGAGUCCGAACAGGAGUUCAUAUUUGUGCGACUGAACGUGCUGCGAGAGUACCUGGAGAAAGAGUUGCAAAUGCCCGGCUUGCCGUUUGAGUACGACUUUGAGCGGGCCGUUGACGACUGGGUGUUCAUGUGCUUCUUUGUCGGCAACGACUUUCUGCCGCAUCUGCCGUCGCUCGAGAUCAGAGAGGGUGCCAUUGACCGGCUGGUAGCCCUCUACAAGAAGGCUGUCUACAAGACUGGCGGCUUUGUCACUGAAAGCGGCCUGGUGAACUUGAAUCGAGUGCAGUUGAUUAUGUCCGACCUUGGAGAAAUGGAAGAUGAAAUAUUCAAAAACCGGCAAAAAACUGAGCUCAUGUUCAAGGAGCGAAAUCGCCAGAGAAAGAGACGUGAAAAAAUGGCCAAGAUGAACGAUCGCCCCGCUUGGACUCCCACCGGCCAAUUCGCGCCCCAAGCUCUAGGUAGAGGGGGAUCAGGAAGAGGAGGUGGAGGAGGAGGAGGAGUGGCUCCCAUACAAAAUGCUCGCCAAGAAGCGUAUCAGAUGAGGAUGCAGGGAAUGCAAAGAGCCACUGAAUUCUAUCAGGGUCGUGGAAACAACAACCAGCAGCAGGGUAACUACAACAACCGGUACGGAGGCGGCAACAACCAACAGCAGAGAAGCGACGACAACUCUCCACGCGGCCAAAAGCGGAAACACGAGGAGGUGGAUGAUGAUGACGAGGAGCCCGACCCACCCGACGAGGUGCGGCUCUGGGAGAGCGGGUUCAAGGACCGCUACUACGAGUCCAAGUUUGACGUGUCGCCCAACAACAUCGACUUCCGACAGAAGGUUGCUUUGCAGUAUGUACGUGGUCUCAGCUGGGUACUCCGCUAUUACUAUCAGGGCUGUGCAUCAUGGGAAUGGUAUUUUCCUUACCAUUAUGCACCCUUUGCAUCAGACUUUGUCGACAUAGCGCGUGUCUCAAUUGACUUUGAGAAAAAUACAAAACCGUUCCAGCCAUUGGAGCAACUAAUGGGAGUAUUCCCAGCAGCUAGUAGUUCCCAUGUUCCACAACCUUGGGCUGAUCUUAUGAAAAAUCCUGAUUCCCAAAUAAUAGAUUUCUAUCCUGAGGAUUUCAAAAUUGAUCUCAACGGAAAAAAGUUCGCCUGGCAAGGAGUAGCUCUAUUACCUUUUGUUGACGAAGUUCGCCUAAGGCAGGCAUUGAAAGAUUACUAUCCUCUACUGACUGAUGCCGAAAGAAAAAGGAAUCAGUUGGGUGAUGAUCGGCUGUACAUUGGGCAUCAGCAUCCAAGCUACUCUUUCAUGGCUGGACUCUAUAAAAACAAAACAUUGUUCUCGACAGAAACUGAACUAUCAACUGAAGGAGUGAGAGGCCGUAUAUUGCUUUCUGAAGAGUGUGUCUCGUACCAAGGGUCAUUGCCAUCUCCAGUGUUGGGCUUGCCUGUUGUAAGGCUCAAUUCAGUCACCGUAGUGAAAUUCCGUGAUCCAUCAUACCCAGACUCAUACAUCUUCAAAGCGUGUCGCCUAAAAGGAGCAAAAGAACCACCUCGUGUUCUGAAGCCAGGCGACAUGCCAGUGCAAGACCGAAAUAGUUGGAAGCCGCAGAUCGGCAUGGUCCCUUCAAGACAGCAAGCCUCACUUGGAAGAGCUGGCCACAACAUGCUAUCGCAUUACACGCCUAGAAACCAGGGUGGAGGUGGAGGCGGUGGAGGUGGAGGCGGCGGAGGCGGAGGCUACAAUUCAGUGCCCGCUCCUUCACAUCUCAACCAGAGUUCCAAUCGUGGUGGUAGAGGAAGUCCCUAUGGGAAUCGACAAGGCUCACGCUUCUCUGAUAAUGAUAAUCGGUCUUCUGGCUUCAGGUCAACGAAUUAUUCUAACAAUAGGGAUUCGGGAAGCAGAAACGAUAGCAGAAGUACUGCUCAGAAUUGGGCUGAAUUUAGGAAAGAGCAAGGAGGAGGUGGUGGAGGAGGAGGAAGAAAUGGAGGAGGAGGGGGAGGAGGCUAUAACACCAACUACAACAACAGAAGCACUGACUACAACAACAGAAACACUGACUACAACAACAGAAACAAUGACUACAACAGCAAUCCGUACAGUACAAAUCAUAACGCUAGAAGUGGCAGCUACAAUCAGAAUCGAGGAGGUGGAGGAGGAGGAGGUGUUUGGAGGGUUGGAAACUCUGGCUAUAACAGUGGUGGGAGUGGUGGAUCUGGAGGAAACUCUAAUAGUAAUAGACCCGCCAGCGGAUACAACAUCAACAAUAAUCCAAAUCAGGUGACCAAUGCCAACUUCCAAUACGGUGGAAAUAAUUGGAAUGUCGCGCAUAGACGUUGAGUUGACUAGGUGAACACUGUCCAUUCCAAACUGCGCGGUGUGAACGACGGGUGAAAGUUUUAAUAUAUCAUUGAUAUUGUUGUCAGUUGCUCAUAAACUGACUUUUAACCAGAUUUAACUUAUUAUAACGAUGCAAUAUUUAUAUAAAUUAUGUAUGUUGAAAUAAGUGUAAUGAAGAAAAAUACAAAAUCAUUUUUAUCUGUGA
Molecule: messenger RNA, 3787 nt
Organism: Nilaparvata lugens (brown planthopper)
Lineage: Eukaryota; Metazoa; Arthropoda; Insecta; Hemiptera; Delphacidae
Gene: Rat1
Product: 5'-3' exoribonuclease 2 homolog
Exons: 21
Coding region: 370-3582 (1070 amino acids)
Biological process (GO): nuclear-transcribed mRNA catabolic process
Cellular component (GO): nucleus
Molecular function (GO): RNA binding; 5'-3' RNA exonuclease activity
Source: RefSeq, a predicted model, not a curated record